GUAAGGUAAAUUUUCAAAGAUGGCUGCUGCCACAGACAUCGCACACCACAACAAGACUCUCGUGGUAUUAUGCCUUCUUGACGGUCAGCUAUAGAUAACUUAAGAAUGAGUAAAACUGAUCUCUGGAUUUUUGGAGAAGACGGUCGUCUUCAAAAUUUUGAUGCUGAACACUGUCAAGCCAGCAGAACCAGGUCAGUUAAUUCAAAGAACAAAUAUUUUGGCCGUGCAAAUUUGAAAGAUGGAGGUCAUUGCUUGGACCUUCAUGGAAAAGGAGAGGUUCUGAGAGAGCAGAAUGAUAUAAUCACCAAAAAAAAUUUUGAUACUCCCACCAUGUUCAGAGAAGGGUUUGGUGUUUUGAGUGUAAAACCAAUAACAGGAUCAAGUAAGAAAAGAGAAAAAAGACAGUCCCUGAAGGUCAUGAUAGAAAAUUUGCCUAAUUUGUCACAAGACAGAUCUCAGUGUGCCAAUGCUUCAGAAAACAUCAAAGACGACAUAGUUGUGAAGAAAAUCCUAUCAAAUAAAUCUGACACAGUAUAUGCAUCCAAUUUUUCACAAGGAGAAAUUCCAGAAGCUCUUGAUUUGAGGACCACUGAUAAAAACAAUGUGUCAAAAAACUGUUUGAUAAAAGAUAACACAUGUGCCAAAGCAGAUUCAUGUACAAUUUCUUCCCCUGCUACGGAGGCCAUAACAUCUUCACAAUGUCACAAUAUUGCCUUUCAAAGUGAUUUUCCCUGCCUGGGACACCAGCCAAAAGUUAAUGUUUCAGACUGUGCAGAAUAUUUGUCUACCAUGCCUGAAGGUCACGUGCAAGCAGGUUCUAACGUACUUGAUGAAGACUUACUAGUGAAGUCUUCUAUGACAGAAGAGAACAUACAAGCUACCCGAGGUUUGGGAUUGGUUGUGGCCAAACCUAAUACAUUAGUCACUUUACCUCCCUUGGAAGUUCUGAAAACACCCACUUCAAUAUCUGCUGUUGUUGGAUUCGAAAAUGUUUCAGUGUCUCCUAGUGAUAUUAUGGCAGAUUCAGAUGGUGUCGGAAUACAUACAUGUGUACCAGAUUCAAAGUGUUCGUCUGAUUGUGACAUAGCCUCUGUCAUUGGUUCACCUAUGUCAGUCUCACAUUUGUCAAUGUUGGAAAAUGAAAACUCGCUCGUUGAGUAUCUAGCUGAUGCGUCUCGGGCAACACAGUUAAAGUCAACAUGCAUACAGACAGACCCGGGUCCUACCUCAGCGUCUCCGGCAGCACAGUUAAAGUCAACAUGCAUACAGACAGACCCAGGUCCUACCUCAGCGUCUCCAGCAACACAGUUAAAGUCAACAUGCAUACAGACAGACCCGGGUCCUACUUCAGCGUCUCCGGCGACACAGUUAAAGUCAACAUGCAUACAGACAGACCUGGGUCAAACCCCAGAGUCUCUGGGAACACAGUUAAAGUCAACAUGCAUACAGACAGACCCGGGUCCUACCCCUGAGUCUCCGGGAACACAGUUAAAUUCAACAUGCAUACAGACAGACCCGGGUCCUACCCCAGAGUCUCCGGAAACACAGUUAAAGUCAACAUGCAUACAGACAGACCCGGGUCCUACCUCAAUGUCUCAAAGAACAAGGAAGCGUUCAGAAAAUCCAUUGACUCAAUUAGAAGUAAAAUCUAAGCGUAAAAAAACUCGUGACUUAAAGUAUUUGAAGCCGAACACCUCAGCUCAAAUAUCUGGAAGUGACUCGUCCACAUCUUCUGUUUAUCAACAAGAUAGUUCUGUUUUAACAGUAACUGUCGAUGAACCAAACAGGCUAGUUUCUAAUGAGAUGGUCGAUAAAUAUUGUAGGGUCGAUAAAAAGUUUGAUGUGUCCACAGCUACUGACAAAGAGCCAGCAAUGACAGAUACAGAUGCUGUCGGAACACGUACAUGUGUACCAGAUCCGAAGUGUUCUUCUGAUGGUGAUAUAACCUCUGUCAUUGAUUCACCUGUGUCAGUCUCACAGAUGUCAUUAUUGGCCAAUGAGAACUCACUUAUUAAGUAUCUAACUGACGUGUCUUGGAAAACACAGUUAAUGUCAUCAUGCAUACAGACGGACGUGGGUCCUCCUUCAAAGUCCCGGAGAGCAAGGAAGUGUCCACUGACUAAUUUAAAUGUAAAACUAAAACGUACGAAAACUCGUCACUCUAAGCACUUAAAGCAGCAAGUAAAAGGGGUGCCCAAGACGACAACAACGGCAUUUCUUACAAAUACGUGCUCUGAUUCUUUCAACUCCUCGGUACGCAAUAAAUCUACAGAUUCCUUGUUUGCUGGUGAAAAUAGGAUAACAACUGAAUCAGCAAACGAUGUUCAACGUGCUUCUACAGAGUCUGGAAGUGAAUUUAGAAUCAAAACGGAGCCUUCAAACAAUGACGAAUUUUCUGCUGCAAUUUUGGGUAAAACAUUUGGGAUAAAGUCUGAACCAUUAGACGAUGAUGAACAGGCAUCUGCACAGUGUCAGAGUAAAGACCACUCGUCUAAGCUACCUGAAUCGCGCCACACAAAUCUGCAUUCAUUGAGUAAGCCUGAAACAAAUAUGUCAUUGACAGAUGGAGCUACAAAAUCACACAAAUACAACUCGGAUAUGUUGGCAGGAAUUGCCACGUCGAAUGGGCUUUCCUCAAAUGUUUCUUGUGAAAAAUAUGGUUAUACACAACAAUUGCAGCAACCAGUUGAGCAAAUUUCACCUCGACCAAUAUCCAUGGCCACUGCACUACAGACUGAUUCGGCUCUACCUAUUAAGAUCUCAUCCGUUUUCUCUCUUAAGUCACAUAGUUAUAACAUGUCAAUUCAAGAUAUUGUGAACACCCACGAACAAGAUAAGGGUGUCAGUGUUUCAGAGGGAACAAGUUCUGAAAUCCAUUCUGAUCACUCAAAUUCUAAGAACCUGAAUACAAUCAAAUUUCCAGAAGAAAUGAAAAGUGAUCUAUGUCUCCGUUCUCCUUGCCGAGUUGUGUUAGAAAAGAUACAAAUGAAGAAUGGACGAGUGUUAGGCUCCAAAUGUACGAAAACAUGCCGACAACGAUUUCUUUCAACUAAAGAGAAAUUUUAUGUUUCAAGGAUCAAAAGAAGUAAUACAAAUAAUGAUGUUUCAUGCAUGCACGCUAUGCCCCAAAUGAGGAUUGGAACUGGAUUUAACACUAUGGGUGUACAUUCUACUGACUGUCAUUCUUCUUUACCUGUUAGUACUAGGAUAUAUGCUGUACAUCCAGCUACUCGUACCAGUGUGCCACCUGUGAGGUUGCCGCCUGAUGCUACACGUACCGGUCUUUACCUGCAGCCUCCAAAUAGGCCGACGAUGCGCAGUUUUCGUGUAUUGCAACUACCAAAGGGUAAUCCAGAUCAUAAGAAAUACUACAUGAUUAAUGUCCAAGGCAGAAACAUAGUGAUACCAUCGGUUAGUUUGAAUACUCCUCGUAGCGUUUCUUACCAGCAGACUCUUAAAAGACUGACGACACGCAGUUUCCCAGGAAUGCAAUUGUCAAAAACAUCUUCAGAACACCAGUCAUCCAAUUCAUCUCAUGUUCCCAAUCCUUCAAUCAAGACUGAACCCAACACUCAAAGACGAGACGACCAAUCAGCGACCAUGUUGCUUGUUGCGAAGCCAGACGCUGUUGGCAGGAACAUAGUGAUACCUUCUGCUAGGUUGAAUACUCCUCGUAUCGUUUCUUGCCAGCAGACUCUUAAAAGACUGACGGCUGGCAGUUUCCCAGGAAUGCAACUGCCAAAAACAUUUUCAGGACAUCAGUCAUCCAAUUCAUCUCAUGUUCCCAAUCUUUCAAUCAAGACUGAACCCAACACUCAAAGACGGGACGAUCAAUCGGCGACCAUGUUGCUUGUUGCGAAGCCAGACGCUGUUGCGGCAGAGGUUAAGUGAAAAUGUUCGGAUGUCGUACCUCCCGGAAUUUGGACAGUAUGUUGUAAAGAAGACGUUGGUUGGUGAUCAAAACCUAUGACACCUUAACAUGAUGCAGCUUAAAACAAACCUAAUGUUUUGAAAACAAAGGCUAGCAAUGAAACUUUUGAACACUUUAAGAGGUAAACAUGGAAUUAAACAUGUCUUUAACCUAUACCUGGCGUUAGCAAGAUCCUCAACAUCCUAAUAUAUAGCCAAUGGAAGUUUGGUUGAUAUUCUGACGAUACACAGUUUAAUAUAAUAGAUCAAUAUUUCUCCUCACUAUGCGUUAGAACAAUACACGUGUCCCAAGAUAUAUUCGUGUAUCCCACAUAGGUGCACUCAGUGAUCUGUACAAACAUGGCUUUAUAAUUAGAUGACGGUAUUUUACAUUUGUAUUAUGACGUCACAAUUAAAAUUUCAUUAAAAGAUUGUUUGAAUGACUAGCAGUCUUGUCAUCGGUAAGCAAAAGCACUUCUUGAACAUGAGAAUGGUUAUACUAACAUUCACAGAAGGUUCUGCAUGGAUAUUUAAACUUGUGGUAUAUACCUGCGGAAUAGCGUACUUUUUCUGCUCUUUCUAAAUAUGGCAUUAUUUUAUGUAAAAAUUGUCUAGAAAUUUCGCUAAACUGAGUGUUGUAUUUGCAUUGUCUAUGUAUUGCUUGUUCAAAUUUUGGUUAAUAGGCGGGAGAAGAAGAGUAAGUCAUUAUGUAGGUAUGUGGGAUUCGUAUAUUCUACUUCGGAUGCCGAAUUUGGUUUCAGGACCUCAUCAAAGCCUCGGUACUUAGCCAAGUUAUAAACUCCCGUGUUGUAUAUUUAUAUUCCGCACACCUACAUAUGAAAGACUCUUUUAGAAAAAAAGUAUCCUUUGGUAAAAUAAGACAACAUGAUGUUUGUGAAGUCGUGGUUAAACAAAGAUGAACCAGACCAUGGUCUAUACAUUAUGGUCGGGUAUUUAGGGAUGUUUUAACGUCAGGUCGGUUUAUGCAGAAUUCUCAGUUUUUGGGGAGAGUUCCAAAUCUAUUCGGAAAGGAAGAACAGGAGUUGCUUUCUUUAUACCAAUGCUUUGUAUGACUUAGUAGAGAAUUGCGUCAGAUUGUAUUGUCAGGAAAUUGUAAAAAUUAAGCCCUGAUAUUUUUUAAAACCAAGUUGAAAUAUUUUUUCAAUAUCAUAACAGAAAUAACGAUUUGUUAAUGAAGCCAACUCGCUUAUAACGACAGAAGAGGUUGUAGACAAAAAUUUGUACAUGUUAAUUUAAGUUAUUGGGCAAUUGAAAGAUUUUAAGAAUGUGCAUAGAAUAUGAUUUCAAUUUGUUUCGGUGGCCUAAGCAUAUUGUCUACACCGCUUGCUACUGCUAUAAAAUUAGAAUUUAUCAGCAACUCCUGUCGGCUUAUACAUAAUACACUUAAUGGUAUGUUAUUUCAGUCUUUAUUAUGAAAUUUUCUUCGUACAGCUGCUUUUUUCAUAUACAAAGAAUAUGAAUAUGAUCUCAAACAGGCGUGAGCUUACAAAUCACGCGAAUGACACGUGAUCAUGAGGCACCUGUGAAAAAGAGUAUGAUUAUUAAUAAUAUAAGGAUAAUGUACCACAUGUGUGUAAAAAAUAUUAUAUUGUUUGCCUAAUGGUGAUAAUAUACAAUAUGUAUUAUAUGUGAAAAUCGUGUUGAAAAUAUGUAAUUAUUAUGUUGAAAUGGAUCCGUUACUUUAUCCUAUACUCUACCAUGACGUUUUGUACUCAUUCAGCUGCAAUUUUUUUUUAUAUAGCUGCUUCAUUAUUUCCUUGUUAAAACUUUAAUUAAGGCAAAUUGUGCAAAUUGUGUAGGGAUUAUUUGCAAAUCAAAUAUUUUUUUUGAUAAGUCGACCGCGCUGCACAAAGUUGUACUUGCCAUUAAAUUUCCCGGUACAAUGUAUGUGGCAACUCAAUGCCAAGGGAAAAUACUCUUGUGAUCUAGACCAUGGUCCGACUUUCUUUAAUAUAUUUGAAAUAAUUUAUCAUAUUUAACUUAGGCCUUAACUGAUAGAAAAACGAUUAACAUGUUUAAAAAGUUAAUUUAUAGUUUAGAAGGAGGGCCCUGUUGGCGAUUAGUCAGUACUUAUUGUUUAAAUAUUUUUUAUCACUGUUUUACUUGUUUAAGUUGUGUUCGAAAUAUAUGCAGUGUACGUAAAAGGAUAAAUGUAUUACGUUUUUAUCCUUGUUUCAUUUUCACUUCAAUGCCUUGAUUUAUUCUUCAAAAAGUAUUACGAAAUUUAUGUAAAUUGUUGUUUAAUUCUGUUUUUAACAUAUAUUUGUGUUGCCUUCUAUGGGAUACUAAAGUAGUUGGUCAUGUGAUGAAUUCACUGGAAAUGAAAAUUUCGAAUGAACUGAUUCUGAAUUUC
Messenger RNA from Mizuhopecten yessoensis (Yesso scallop), 6283 nucleotides. RefSeq lists its product as uncharacterized. The record is from RefSeq and is a predicted model, not a curated record. The transcript is spliced from 2 exons. Lineage: Eukaryota; Metazoa; Mollusca; Bivalvia; Pectinida; Pectinidae. Bases 106 to 3891 code for a protein of 1261 amino acids.